Elaeis guineensis (African oil palm) is the source of this 4055-nucleotide messenger RNA. The record is from RefSeq and is a predicted model, not a curated record. NCBI's taxonomy places the organism in Eukaryota, Viridiplantae, Streptophyta, Magnoliopsida, Arecales, Arecaceae.
AACCCGACGUCACCUGCUGGGCUCGGGGUUGGCUGACCGUACCCGGACUCGUAAAACCCGAUCGGUUGGCUCCGGGUCCAGGUCGGCUUUGCUACUAAACCCUCCUUUCUUUCUCGUCGCCCGAGGCACCACUCCCUGAUCUGGGGUGCCUGCUUUCAGUGCUCGGAGGCUAUCCACCCUUCUCUUCACCGCCACCACUUCCAAACACUCGCCAAGAUGGAAACAAGGGAUGGCAUAUGGAGGCCGGACUCGACUUCGUCCCCUUCAACUCUUGCUCGGAUGAUGAACACUCUUCUGUGCUCCCGCCCCGGUCACCUGGAGGCAGCCUUGUCCCGCAUCGGCUCUUCUCCCCCCUCGCGGAGUGGCUCCGCCGGUCUCUUGGAUGAUUCGCUUUGUAGUCUGCGGAGACAUGUCAAGGAGGCUGUUGACAAAGAGGAGCUGUUGGAUCAGAUUUUAGUUCCCAUGAUUGAACAUCUGUUGAUGUCUAAGGGUUCAAAGCAUUGCAAGCAAGUUCUGAAAUUGAUGAAAUGGCUCUUCCAAGACAAGCUUCUUUGUGAAGGCCUUGCAAGCAGUAUUGCAGCACUUAUCAUGACAAAAGAAGAUUGUUUCAUUCGCUUUGGUUGGUGCACCCUAGUGAAUGGUCUUGUUGAGUUUACCAUGAAUAGAUUCCCUGAAGAAGGGAAACAUGAAAUGAGUAUUGUUUUAGGGAAGAUUCUUUACCAAUCAUUUUCUCCUCUCCUGUCCAUCAUUUGCGAAGGAAGCAUUGUGCAGGGUGAAUUUGAAUUGCCAACACGUCUUUCAAUAGUCGCCGCAGAUUGCACCCUACUCUUAAUUGAAACACUUACAGAAACUGCAAUUCUCAAAAGGAAGUCUUUAGAUUCCAUGUCAGAAAACCAGGUAGACAUGCUGACGUCUAAAUUUCAGAAAGAAUGUGAUUUAGGUCAGAGAAUCUCUCAGGGCUUAGAGGACAUUGAAAUGGAGCAGUGGCUGUGGGAUCACUUCAAUGAAAUCAUUCUUCUUGUGAAGAAACUGCAAGCGUGGAGUGGAAAGAGUCAGCCUUUGCAUGCCAAAGGAUUGGCGCUUGUGUUGAAGUGGCUGCAGGAGAUUAAACAACAUGUUCAUAAUCUUCAAGUUGAGCCAGGUGGAAAUAUGCUGAAGAGUGGAAUAUUGCUUUGUUUUUGUUGGAAGCAUUAUGCAUGCUUAAUGCGCUUGGAGGAUAAUAAAUUUUCUCAGAAGUUGAAGGGCAUGCUGGAAGAAUAUGUGUCUGCCAUCCAGAUCCUUGACUUGAAGUCAAGAAGUCGUGAGAGACUUGUUAGAACAAAAUAUUACACACAGAAUGAAAAUGAUAAUGAUGCUGGGAAAAGUUAUGGUAGUAUUGAGACCAGAAAGUUCUUCUUGAAUUGUUUGUGCCUUUUGUUGGGACACCUUGAUGGGAAACAAUUGGAGGUUGUGAUAACUGAACAUGGGCCUCAACUGCUAAAUCUGUUAUUCUCACAGCUUCGAUAUGGUGAUGAAUUUCUAAUGGAGGGGUCACUGAGCAUUUUGAGAGUCCUUAUUUUCAAGGAAAACUUCUCAUCUGGUAGCAGCAAUCUCAACACUGCCGAAAUGGAUAUGGUGUUACCUUUGUUAUUAAGCUUUCUAGAUGUGAGAGAUUCCAUUGCAAAAGCUGUUGUUCUGCUCUUUGCAGAAUACUGUUCAUUAAAUUCAGAUAGAAAGGGCCUUCAAGAAAUAUUUAGACGUCUUGAAUUUGGAGAUCUUAGCCAGAAAAAGAAUGCUGUUGAUGUCAUUUCAGAGCUUAUUCGCAUAUGUUCAGAUUUGGAGUUACGACAAGAUAUUGCCAAACACUUGCUAAAGUGCCUUGGAGAUGAAGAUCUGAUGAAUUAUGUAGAAGAAUCUAAUCUGCUACCACAAUUCGAUCCGCAUUUUGUUUUGCCUGCAUUAGUGCAACUUCGAUUCUCAGGGAAUGAAAAAGUACAGUCCACAGCUAGUAAUACAAUCGCCGCUGUGCUCAAAUGUCAUAGCCGAGAGUCUAGUGUCAUACUUGCAUUGCUCGACUGCCUCAGCGUCCUUGGUGGGAAUCCUAAUGCUGCCCAGACCACAGGGGCAAUGACAAAGGAUGUACAUUGCACUUCUAUGCAGUCUCAUUCAGGGGAGAUGUUGGACAUUGAUCAAGUACUUGGAUUGAUUCCAAAAUUGCCUGAAAGUGUAGAGAACUGGAAAUUUUUACUUGACAAGGUUAUUGAUAAGAUGUUCCAAGACCCAUCAAAUGCAAUUAUUGUCCGAUUUAUGAGUCGAAUAAGUGAGGACUUAGUUGAAGCUGGGGAUCUGGUCCUCCAUCGUGUACUCUUGCACUUGCAAGAACAAAAGAAAAUGGAUGAAAGGUGGCUGUCUGAUUGUCAUGGAAACUUCCCCAGUAAUGGUUCUGCAAAAUUGGGGGGUUCUGUUUUUGAUCACCUCAGCCCACUCUUGCUACUUAGGGUGCUUCCACUAAGGGUCUUUGAUGACAUUUACUCUCCUGUGUUGUAUGGCCGGCUUUGUAAAAAUUUAGAAGCAACCAGUGGUAUAUGCAUCAAUGGUGAUGAUUGUGUCACUUCUCUUCUGGUUAAUAGUGAUACCAGGGCAUUUAGCAUGUUUGAGUUUGAAGAUGUUCGUAAACUUGCAGCUGAGCUGUGCGGUCGACUUCAUCCUGAGGUUCUCUUUCCAAUUAUGGAAUCUCAACUAAGGCAUGCAACACAAGGUCGUGAUAUACUGAAGAUGAAGUUAUGCUUAUUUGCUAUUUGUACAUCGCUUGUGGCAAGGGACAGUGACUCUGCUUUUCACCCUGCUAUACAUAGAAUCAGGAAGAUACUUGAGAUGGUAUUGUUGUGGCCUUCAUUUGAUGCUGAUGAAGUUUCCCAAGUACAGCAUGGAUGCAUUGAUUGUUUAGCAUUGAUGAUAUGUGUUGAAGUAAAAGCCCUAGAAACUUCAAAAGAUUUUUCUAGAAACUGGCUCAGCAUUUCUCGAGAUGCGAGCUGUCCUGGAUGCCAUACUUCAACAAGUUCUGUUCUCACUUAUGUUAUCCAGAGAUUGACAAACAAUGAGCUUUACGAUGUCUCAGUGAAAAACAACAUGAGUACAUGUCAUGAGGAAAGCUUUGUAAUUGAUAUGUCGCAUGGAACAUCUCUUGCGACAAUUGAUCUGUCCACUAUCUCCACCUCAAUUCCAUUUCGCUUAUGCAUGGCCAAUGUUCUCAUUAGUGCUUGCUUGAAGGUUUCAAAUUCCGGAAAAAGUUUAUUUGCUUGUAAAGUUCUUCCAUCUGUCAUUUAUGCUGUAGAGUCGAUAGCAUGUUCAGAUGUUAGAGCUGGAUGCAUUGAGGUCCUUUUUUCAGCAGUAUAUCACCUCAAGUCAUCAGUAGUUCCUUUCUCUUCAGAUCUGUUCAAUCUUUCGGUCAAAGCACUCAAAAAAGGAUCAAAUAAGGAAAAACUUGCAGCGGCAAAACUAAUGGCAUCGCUUAUGGCUAGUGAGGAUGAGAUUAUUGCCGCUAUAUCAGGUGGCCUAUUAGAAGCAAAGUCUGUGCUCGAAAAAGCUGCCACGAAGGCUUCAUUCUCAGAACUGCAGCAACUGUGCAAGAAACUGUUGGCAUGUCUGUCUUCCGUUAAUUGAUGUCAUAUGACUGGUUUAUGAGGCACAGGGUUAACAUGUAUAGCAAGGACAGGCAAUUCUACAGUUCUAAAACUUCAAUUUUAUUUAUAGCUUGGAAGCAAUUUCAAUGCUCAAUGUUUUAGUCAUUUGUGCUGCUACAUAAGAGAAUGAGUUAUCUACAUCCUAGUGUAUUGAUUACCGCAUCGGUGAGUGCUGACUGCUCAGGCCACUGCUGCUCUCACUUUCCAUUGAUUUUGUUUGUAGAUUUUGCAAGAGCUGGUAUUAGCAAUCCCUAUACAUGAGAUUUCCGCUGGUGAUCUCAAGGUGCAGCUAUGUUCCGAUAGAAUAUUGUAAUAAUAUUUUCAGAAUUUAUUCUUUCAGAAUAUGUAAAGCCCUUCUAAUCCACUACAUGCCACCAUUUUGAGUUAUCCAAA